GAGAGAAGCGAGGUGCGGAGUGUGAGUCGGCGGUAGGCUUGGCCCUCGCGAGCGAGAGAGCGGAGUCGCAGCCUGUCAGAGUCCACAGUCCUAACUCGGCCUCAGGCUGCGAUAGAUCGUAUCUCUUUCCUCGUGGCACCGAUCCCGCCGCGGAGCAGUAGUCAUUCAGAUCUCGCGAUCGAGCGAAUCGCGCGCGACACAGUAGCGUCGUGGAUCGCGAGCGUGCGUGCGCGCGUGGCGCAAUCGAGCCCCUUUUCUUCUCGCCGCUGCCGGCCGGAUCCCCGUCUGACCGAUCGCGAGUGAACGAACGACCUUCGACUACCGCGAAAAAUCUCUCGCGGGUGACUCGACCAACCCUCACCUAUUUCCCCCUAAGGAAAAUCAUCAUUUCUCCGCCGAUCGUCGUCGAAGCGAGGAAGCGGACGCGAGGGCGGAUUAUCGCAAUCGCGUUCGUAAAAGAACGGGAUAUCUGGAUACUGUUACGAGAGAUGCUCCCGAGAUCACGGUGUUGCCGAAACCACGUCUGAGCAAGCGAAUCGUAAAUCAGAUUGAAAAAUGCAGGCGACACCGCCUCUGCUGUCUUUUCUCCUGAUCCUUCUGUAUCAUUCGGGAUGGGUCGACGGGCACUGCAAGUUGAAGAACAGCACCACAGCGUGGUGCGAUCAGCUGGAGGACCUCGAGAAUAUCGAGACGCAUAGUCUGGAAAUCUUGAGUGCUCCAGCCGCACAAGAUGUUUUAGUACCGGGUCUCUUCGCCAAUCUGACUAGCCUUAGGCAUCUUGACCUAUCCAACGGCGAUCUAAAGAAGAUCGAACCAGGAAGUUUUCGAACCUUAAGUAAUUUAAGAAGUCUCAAUCUCGGCGACAAUCGCAUCGAAUACCUGGAACUAGCGUCCCUAGAAGGCUUGACCCAUCUGCGAAGCCUGAACCUACGGAGGAAUGUCAUCAAGCAACUGCCGCCCGCGCUGGCGCGCCUAAAGAAUCUUAAGCAUUUGGAUAUUUACGGUAAUCCGCUCGAAUGCAACUGCGCCACCCUCCAAGUUCGCGAUCUUAUCACGCAAAGGGGCGUGACGGUGUCGAAGAAGGUUGUGUGCGCGGGUCCUGGUAACAUGAAGGGCACGUCGCUGAUGAAACCGACCGCGGCAAUUAUCUGCAGCUUCGAGGAGCAGGAUCGGGAAAUGCAGAACGAUCAAGCGGACGGAUCCGGAGAUCCGGAUGAAGGAUCCGGAGACAUCAUGGGGGAGGAGGAAGAGGAAGACGAUGAGUACGUGGAGGUUAGUAGCACGUCGGAAAAGUUGAAGGAACCAGAAGUCGAGACGCCUUCCUCAAUUUUGGUGGAUCCCUCGGCAGAAUCUUCCGUUUCGAAGGAGGUCACUACCGCAACAACGAAACAUGACGCUAAUGACGACGAAAUUUUCUUUGACAAUGAAGACAAGAAGGCGCAUUCGUCCACGACUGAGAUGUCGCAGAAGAAAGAGGAUAUUAAGGAUGCUCUGUUUUAUCCAAGGGAGGGCUCUGGUGACGAGGAAGGUUCCGGCGAAGGAUCCGGUAUCACUGGAGCGCAUUACGACGAAGAGGAGACCGAUAAGGAAGAUACCGAGGAGGAAUCGGUAGUAACUAGUAUAUGGAAUACGAUUAUGGGUGGCAUUAUGGGAACUGCCGUGACUACGUCGACCGCUAAAGAUCCAGAUCUUGAGGAAGAACAAUUUAUCGAUAUGUCUUCCACCAAACUGGCUACUGAGGAGCCGAUCGUGCCUGACAAUAGUCAUUCAGUCGAAUCCGAUAAAACCACUGAGGCUACCACGAAAGCCAUACCGCCCGAUUCGAAUGCCAACGAUGUAUUAUUGAUUAAAACUCCUCCGGACGACGAUAAAUCUGGUAAUAUGAUGGAUAGAGAUAACAAUGAACAAGCGGUAUCUUCACCCAAGCAAUCCAAGAAAGGCAUGGGCUCGUACGUCGUGUUAGCGGUUUUGCUCGCUAUUGUGGCAGCGUUGAUCGGUUUCGCCGCAUACAGAGGUGAUAUAUGUAGAAAGAGGAAACCACCCGACGUAGAAACAGGCACUGAGAUGAAAGAGAUACAGAAGUCUCUUUUAGAGCACGGUGAAAAUUCGACUCAACCGAAGAGGGAGAACACCUACGUAACGGAGAACGAUCCUCUCGUGAAAGUCAAAUCUGCCGAUGACGACGCGAAGAUUGACGAGAUUCACGAUGAUGACUAUCAGACGCAAGAAGCGCCACGUCUCAAUGGUAAUGUCGAACAUUCGGAGCCCGUGAAGCCGCCUCGAAAGCAACUUUCGCAUGACGAAAGUGCAAUUCCGCAAGACGGCGAGACGAGAGAGGAGAGGCCUCGCGUGGACGUGAAUUCUUUGAAGAAGAACUUCCUGGAGGAUAAGCUCCCACAGCCUUCCACCUCAUCGCUAGCGACGACCAAUGGACCGACGACGCACGUUCCGGAGACCAAUGGACCACCGAUCAGUCCCGGGGCUCAAAGAGUGAAGAUCGUUCUUCAAGAUAUUCCCGAGAGUGUGCCAAAGACGCCCAUACUCAUUACGCGAACAAUGGCUGGUGAAAAUCUAGUCAAGACGCCAUGAAGCAGCGGGAAGAGAAUCCACGCGAGAUAACGAACGUUAUGUCGACCGAUCGACGUGAUCGUCUGUCGAACAUAAAUCGACAAAUAUGUGGUGCAGGAACAAAGGAGAGUUUUCUUUUUUCUUUUUUCUUUUUUUUUACGAAUGCGACGUGUCUCAGAUGUGAUUUAUAAUAACGCCGUUGUUCCUAGGGCUGCGCAAGUUGACUCCUCGCGAUGGAUUUUUGUAAUAAAGAAAGAUCACCGAGAUCAGAGACCAUACACGCGCUGACCGUGACUAGGGGGACUAUUGUUUUUUCGGCAGGAAGCUGAAAGUGUGCAAAAGGUGUCCGAGGGACAGGUGUACCUCGGGCCGCUUCGUUGAACAAUCAUCAGACGCACGAAAUGCUACAUGUGUCUACUCGCUGAAACUAUCUGCAGAAUGUCCUACGGGUAUCGUGUAUUUUUUUUUUUUAUUUGCGACUGUCUUACAAGGAAAUCUCGCGAAAUCGUUAAUUUCGUGAAAUUUAUACGUAUAAGUGAAACAAAUAAAUGAAUGCAGAAAUUAUCAGUUGACGAUAGCUCGUAUAAUCCGUGAGCUAUUUUUUAUCAAAUCAAUUACCCGUUUUUGUUAAUUUAAUAAAGCGAAUUUAAUAAUGCGCGGUAUCCUGGACAUCCUGUGUCUAUACCAUGCGCGUAGAAAUCCGCGGAUGGAGUAAGGUUCGAAGUUAACGCUCCAGUACACUAGUCAGUCUUCCUAACGGAUCUCGCGUGUUCCGCGAGCGCCAGAGCGAGGAUCAUGAGUAUCCCGCGGUGCUCGUUGUCGCGCGAGAUCGCAUCGCGAGGAUCCUUAGAUUAAUCGAGGAUCAGAAAAUGUUCGCCAUACGUCGGGCGUCGAUGAGCAUUCCAGUUCUGCCAUAUUUUUCUACGCAUCGAAGAUUUAAAUGUUACACCGUAACGCGCGCCGGCCUUACGCCGUCCUUCGAUCGAAUCAGAUUGUUUGCCAACGCGUACCUCGUAGUUUUUAGCGCGGCGUUUUACGUACGGCACGUCCGAUCGCGGCUUGAACUCAAAGAAUUUGUAAUUCAAUGAGAGGUAAAGUUUGCUAAUUAUGAAUAAUGGUCUUUGAGACAAAGAGGUUGUAGCUAUGGAGUGCGAACGCUUGAUGAACGAUUUGACUAAUACUGCUAGUGCUGUAGAACUAUUCACGUCAGAGAAAAUAUAUACGUAAUGUUCUGUUAUCAUGUUAUUCCUUUUGUAGCGAACGACAGGAGAUCCCCUCGCGACCUUAGAGGCGUGCGCGUUUCAGAAAGACAGGGACUCCGCAUCUUCAUUAUGCAUUAACGUAUUUAUUCGUUGCGCAUCGCGCAAGUUAAGAGGCGGACAGAUUUCGAGUAUGCGUGUGACGGCACUCCAUCGCGUGAAUAUCGGUUUAAAUGGACGCGUCAUGUAGUUGCGCGCGGCGUAACAAAGCGCCGCAAUGUGUUAUCCAUAUUAUCCAUACGAUUAUUAUUUCUUUACGUACAAUUCUUUAAGUCAAAAAGUGUCGAAUGCUGUUACGACGUAUAUAUAAAUUUAAUUUUAAAAUAGCGCGAACCUCCCGUUAGAUCGAAACUUGUCCCAACGAUAACGCAUCGUCGGAUUUAACUUAGCGAUAAAGUAAGGAGAUCAGUGAAGAUUGUAAGACUUUAUUUAUAUGUUCAGCCUUUGGUCAAUAAAAGAGAGUGUUAUUUUGUUGA
Messenger RNA from Solenopsis invicta (red fire ant), 4303 nucleotides. It is a transcript of the gene wdp, whose product is annotated as protein windpipe. Bases 556 to 2589 code for a protein of 677 amino acids. The record is from RefSeq and is a predicted model, not a curated record. Gene Ontology annotation, molecular function: protein binding. Lineage: Eukaryota; Metazoa; Arthropoda; Insecta; Hymenoptera; Formicidae. Gene Ontology annotation, cellular component: plasma membrane. The transcript is spliced from 3 exons.